Messenger RNA from Porites lobata, 9734 nucleotides. The record is from the annotation of a GenBank genome assembly. Lineage: Eukaryota; Metazoa; Cnidaria; Anthozoa; Scleractinia; Poritidae.
AUGGCAAAGAAAAUGUUCUUGGCUUUGUUUAUAAUAACAUCAAGUUUUGUCAAGGUUCAGACGGAGAGAAGAACAUUAACUUACGGUAAGUUACAUCCCGCUAUCUCAAGGGGAAAAAAUAUUGUCUAACUAGCAUCAUCAUAGGAUGAAAAGAUUGUUUAUUCCGGAGUGUUUUCGGUAUAAAUGUGUUGAAAUGUAUCUUAGGUACUUUAUUUUAUUUAUUUAUUUUGUUUUGUUUUGUGAUCAAUAAUUAAAUAACUUGAAGUGUAACUUGAAGCAGACACGAAGCGUCCUCCCGCCUCUACAUGGGCUGAUGAAUUGAAUUAUCGUUGCUCUGAGCUAAGAAUUCCAGUCAAACGAUUCAUAAAUCUGCACUAGUUAAAACUCUUUCUUCUAAAACCAUUGUCGUUCUUCUUUUUGCAGUUACUAUUCAUGAGCUUUCAAUAGAGAAGAAAGUGGUUGACCUUGCUGUCAACGAUAGUUCUAUUGUUAAAAAUGUUUCAGUUGUGUUGAAAAGGGUCAGCCAUAAUGACAAUAUCGCUUUAUUAAACCAAGGUAAGAUAUGAGGGGGUAAGAAAGUAAAUAAAUAAGCACACAUGUCAGCAAGUAAAGAUUUCAUGUAACUACUCAUUUUUUUACAUUGUCAAAUCUCUUCCCUUGAAAAAUUAUCAUCAUCAUCAUCUAGCCUCCUAAUAAUAAUGAUAAUAAUAAGAACUUUAUUAAUCUCCUCAAAAAGGCUUUCAGCUUAAUUUACAAUGUCAAAUAUCUAAAACUUAGUUUUCCAAAAAUACCCUUAAAAAAUGCUGUUCUAUUUUUACUUUAAAUACAUCUAAAUUAGUGAUAGAUUGAAGCUCGUCUGGGAAACUAUUCCACAGCUUUUGGCAUCUGAAGAUAAAAGCGCGCUGACCUGCAGCCGUCCUACAGAGUGGUAUUUGUAGGCGGUCCCUUGUGCACUUCCGAUCUGGUUUUAAACUUCUGACAAAGAUAUGGAGGUGCAAGUCCAUUUAAGCACUUAAAUACGCCUCUUACGCAGGCGUUUUCAGAGGAUGCUCAGCCGAAGACAACAUUCCUUUCCCAAGCUCAGCCAAUCACGUUGUACUUUCCAAAUUCCGGAAAGCUGACCUUGACCGUAGGGUUACCUGAUAAUUAAGCGAUCUGCAUGAAACUUUGAGAAACCUUCAUGACCUGUAAUAAUUGUUAGACUAAGAGCGGCAAAAAUAAGAUUUACUCAGUCAGAUUUUAGAAUAUAUUCUCCGUGCACUGCACAACCUUAGCGAAGGAAAGAAAAGAAGGAAAAAGGUAACUCCCCCGAGCUCCCCUAAAAACGCCUGCGUGGAUGGCUACAUCAUCAUCAUCAUCAUCAUCAUCAUUAUCGUUAUCAUUAUGAUUACUAUUUUUGAUCCUUUUUUCAGCUUUAGUGUUUGUGCAAGAAGAUGUCAUUGCGCUGAUCGAGGGAAGCCAUAUUAAUAAGUCUGACACUUGCGCACUGUCUGCAGUAACUGGUAUUCCUGUUAUCAGCCUCAGUAGAGACACUAGACCAAUUAAUGAAUGUACAAAAUCAGUCCAAAUGCAUCCAGGAUACAAGACUUUCGCUCAUGCUACUCUAGACGUCUUAAACACAUUUAAGUGGGAAAAGAUAGCACUACUUUACGACGGUAAAACUAAUCUAACGGAUUUUAUUUUAUGAAAGAACUGUGUAUAAUUGUCAGCCGCAUAAGGUUGCAUUUUUUUUGUUCUGUUUUGUUUUAAUUUGCCUCUUAUCGUCUACCACAUAAUGCAUACAAAAUACUUUCCAAUUUUGUUUCCCGGUUCGGCAUAAAGAAAGGGUAUUCACACUGACGCAAUGUUACAAAUGGGGCAAAAUAAAAUUUAGUUCGCAAUUUAAAUGACUUUUUUAUUGUCUAUUGUUCAUUUAAUUAUCUGAAUUAUUAUUUUCUUUCCAGCGGAUCGCUUGCAGGAAGCUGGCUACUUCUACUUCAUCUCCCAGGGAUCUGAGCUCACCGUGACUUUUGUUCCGAUUCCUGAGAAACAGAAAGUGGAGGACAAAACCAAACCAAUAGCAACGGCAAUGAAUCAAAUAGAAAAGCUUGAACUGGACGUUAUUUUACUUUAUACUAAAAAGGAAAAUGUGGAACUGUUUUUGAAACAGGUAAAAAUCCUCCCCUUAACUAUUAAUGGUGACACUAACUUUGAAACUAUGUAAAUGAGUACCUGCAAUAAAAGUUACCUCUUGUAACCGGCAUGCGAUUGAAACCUGCCUCUAAAAUCAUGCAUAUUUAUCUAGCAUUAAAUUCUGAAUUUCUUUAAUGAGUUGUAAAUUACCUUGUUCGGCUACCUUUUUUUAUCUUUCAACAUGAUCUACCUUUGCUUCUGUAGAAGAGAUGCGAAAAUAUGAAGGGCUAUAAAUGGAUACUUCAAGGACAGGUUUGUUAAUGUCCUAAAAAAGAAAAGUUUAUAAAUUUCAGUGAGACUAUUUCAGCGAAAAAAAGAUGAAUCCUUAUUAUCCACUAAUUAUAGUUAUUAUAAUAAAUUCAACAUGUUGUAAAUAUUUCUUCAUUGUCAGGAAUGUUCCAUACAAGUGGCUGCCAACUAAGGAUGCACUUUCAGGCCUUUUUUGUAAGAGGGGCUUUGCCAGAGCCUUUUACAGGAACAUUUUGUAUCCAAUGGAUGAGUUUUAGUGACAAAAUAAGAUUUAUCUGAUCCAUGACCCAAUUUUUGAGCAAAUUAACGACGUCUGGCGAAAUGAGUUGUCUUUUUAAGCGUACGUAGUUUUAGAAAAUAAAGAUAAUCGGAGGGCAGACGUUCAUUUUUAAGCAUUUUCUUUCACUGCAGGUACCAGGAAACCUAAGUAGUCGACCAGUACAUGUGGUUUUAACAUUCAAGCUUCCGUAUAAUGAGAAACUGGCUCCCAAAGAACUGCUCUCUAUCAACCAUUCUCAAAAGGUAGGAAAACAAAUCUGCAAAUAGUCGAAUUCAGCUAAAUUUAUUCAGCCAUUCAAACAUUCAAACAAACAAUAUUUUCCAGACUUGUGUCUAUAUAAUAAAUAACAAUUAUUUUUCCUUUUGAGGUAAAAUCCACGACUAGCCACCGAUACUGAGGUGAAUAAUUGUUUUAGAACAAAAAAAUGAAUUUUUAACUCAAAUACUGUUCCAUGAAUAUUCGACUAUUGUUUUUAACUUCGGCUUUUUUUGUAUUUAAAAUCGAUUUCUAAAUUUAGUUUUAACUUAAUGAACAAUUUUAAAGUAAAAACUUAAACUUAAUUUGCAUUUGUAAACAAAAACUUUUUUUCACUGGUUUAUAUAAUCAAAAGACAAAAGUUAAAAAAUAUUUCAUUUGAAACAGGAAUUAGUUUGCUUUGUUUGUUUGCCAUUUUGCUCAUUACGCGAGUUUGGCGUCGUGCUCGGAGGAAAGUGAAAUGAAUAGUGCAGGACUCGAAAAAAAAAUCCACUGGAAUCAUGUUUAUCAAUAAACUGCUCGGCAGUGCAAGUAAUCAAGCAGACUUAGAAAGACAAUAAAACACUGUUUUCAUGCAUGACAAAGGUAAGCUAAUUUCUUUGAUUUGUCAAUAUUUUUCUUUAUUUGUAUAUGAACUCAUAUUUUUCGGUUUUCCGAGUGUUUCAAUGUGUUUUCAAUAGGUUUUGAUGUUGUUGUAGUCGAUUAUCUUUUUUUGGUUCUCAUGUUUUUUUAUUUUGUUUGUUCCUCGAACUAAUAGGUGUUUCUUAAUUUUUUUUUUCCUUCUUUUUGAUAUUUAAACUGAUGGCAUAGCCAACAUCCGUUUACUUUACCACAAUAAUGGAGAAAUUUAUAGAAACAUUUAGAGCCAUGUUUACCGCAAACGGCAAACGCAAAUUUGUGCCACGUGACCAAGUUUUCCCUUUUCUUGUAUUUAACUAUUCUUUACUUCUACAAAAAAAGUAGUAGUUUCACAAUUUUUUGCAUUCAUAAGAAUUGAACUGUUUUUAUCCGCCCAUAUUCUAUUUUGAGAAAUCUUAACUCGAGUCUGCCGUUAAUUUGGCGUUUGCCGUGAUGCAUGACUCUAGAUCUCUCUGUUAUGAGAUAGAUAGAUUAAGUGCUUAGAUGGUUUAAUUAUGAAAAUCACUUUACAUUGCAGCCAUUGCAGCUGAUUACGUAAUUUUACAAUGAAUAUAUUCAUCUAAAAAUGAUAUACUAAGACUAGACUUGUUUAAUCUAUGAAAUAUGAAAUACAUCCAAGAUUCCAAUGAAUUUUUUUUUUAAAGUUGAAUCCGUUGGUAGUUGUAGAUUUCAGGUCGUCAUCUCUACAUUCUUGCAUGCGUAAUGAGCUGUAAGCGAGGCAGUUAAUAUGAAAUUUCUACCUGCUCAGUUUCCCUGAAUUGAUGUAAUUGUCUUCAAGGCAAUUUUAUCCAUUCAAAGAUUUUCGAUCAAAUACAAAAACGUUCUCGUAGAAUAUUCACACAGGAAUACGUAUUUGAAUUUGACAUUAGUUACACGAAACAUUAACGGAUUCAUUUUUCAAAUAAUCAAUUCAUUAAUAGAAUCUUAGGGGGUACGCUUUUCCUGCCUUAACUUAACGUGAAACAAUAUUGCAUUUUUAGCACAUCGAAUGUAUAAGUUGUGGUUCAGUUUUAUCCUUGGUUUAAAUUUUAUUUCCCUUUGAUUUAAGGUAAGCAACAUUACCAUACCCAAAAAACAGGGGGAAAUAAUAUUUGAACCAAGGAUACAAUUGAAUCACAACAUAUAUCAACAGGUAACCUUUGAUGGUGUAACAGGACCUGUCAGAUUUAGCCAGGAUGGAAAGAGAGCAGGAGCACAACUGGAAAUCUUGAAUCUGAGAAACGGUUCAUUUAGAAAAGUAAGUACCAAGAUCAAGUGCAUGGUCAACAAGUUACUUCACAGUGGGCAUAUAGGAAGCCAAAAAGUGCAUCGUAUGAACUGCUUUUGCAUUUUUUAUUUGUUUGAGCUCAAACUUUGCAUGAUGGUAGAAAUUUGUAUUGCAAAAUAUCCUAUGCUUUUGUUUUUCGAAUUCAACGUUUUUUUAGCGGAAAAAUGACGUCACAAGAUUGACAGCAAAAUUAAAAUUUCCAGAUAUGGUAAACAAAUAUAUAAUUUUUAAAAAAGCGCGACGCGAUAGAAUAAAACGUGAACGAUUUUUUGCCCUGUGCACACGGAGAGUGCAAAAACAAAGUAACACUUCGCAGUGGUAGCAAUUUGUUCAUGUUACCCAGUGACCAAAACUGAAAUACGUUAGCGAACAGGCUGGAAUAUCGAUUGUUAAUUUAACUUCAAAUUAAAGAGAAAUUACUUAGUACUGUUAGCAUUUACUUCAAGGAAUGUAUCGCCACUGCAUAAAUGAAUCACCUUCCUUUUUUAAUUUAUGCCUUUAUACUACUACAUGAGAAAUUUCUGCAAUUAGAUUGCCUCAGAGCAAUGGUAUUUCAGCUCAAUUUGAAAUAAUGUACAUGUGAAAAUUACAAAACCUUUGAGGGUAGUAGUAUAAACAAAUUAUGCCAUGAUUUGUACGUGACAUUUGCCAUAAAUACUACCCAUGAUAUUUCAAAAUUGUCAUAUAACAAUUUCGAAAUAUCACUCGUGGUAUUUAUGCCAAAUAUCAUUACAAAUCAUGCUAUUACCUAUACAAAUUAUGCCCAUAACCAUUUUUCAUUCUAGAACAAAAUUUCAUUUUCAGUAGUGGAUGCAAAACUGAAAAGUAACAUUUCCAGAGCUUGCUUUAUUUUAUUCUAUUUUAUUCCGGCUUUAUUUAUUUUUGUUCUGUUAGGUAGGGUCUUGGAAUUCAAGUGAGAAAGCUGUUAUGUUUGAAAAUAUCCACUCUAAUAUGUAUGACGCAGACAAAUUUAAAGGACGCACAAUGGAAGGAAAAAUUCUCAGAGUUGUUGUUUCAGAGGUAAUAUAUAUACAAGCACAAUGUGCUGCGUAAAUGUUCCUCAAACGACUAUCUUGGGCCCUCCGUGACCGGAGAGAGAAGUAAAUUUAGUCGAACACAAAUCAGCUGAGGUGAAAACGAUUUGAGACUCGAUUUGGAAAACUGUCCGCACCUACCACUGAAAAGAAUCCUGGCAAGUACAGUACCAAUAGUGUAAAUGCCUUGAUAGUGAAGUUAACUUUAUGCAGUAAGCUACUGUACAUCGCCUCGUUUCCAGUCCCUCCCAUUAAUUAACUUUUAAUAACUUUAUGACGUCACAACGAGACGGCAAUUCAGACAUUGGGGUGAAUUUUGUACAAUUCUUUUCAUUUUUAAAGUUAAGUGUGGACCUUUUUAAAAACUUGUUUUAAAAUGUCAACUAAAUCAAAGGCCAUAGUUUUAGAGAGAAUUUGUGAUCUGAAGAAAACAUUCUAAAAUGAUACUGUAUUAAAGGUAUGUUAUAUAUGAGGUGUGUAACUAGUGUAAUAUCCGUGACAGUAUCUGCUUAAAGAGUUUUUAAAAACUCUUACAUAAACACAGGAUGAGCCAUUUGUCAUGCUCAAACGACAGGAAGAUGGACUUGUUGCAUAUGAAGGAUACUGCAUUGAUCUGCUAAACGAACUUGCCAAAACACUGCAUUUCACUUAUAAUAUCAAACCUUCUCCCGACGGGUUUUUCGGCGUCGAAACGAUAAAUGGAUCCUGGAAUGGAAUGAUAGGAGAACUACUAAACAAGGUAAGAAACAAAAAACAAACUCUCCCAGAUCGAGGUGCCCGACAGGUGCCCCAUUUCUCUUAGGAAACUUUCCAUGGGCACUAAAAGAUGCAUGGAGGCAUCAUUCUUUUAUAAAAACGGAAAUUGAAGUGCAACGCAUGAUCCUCGAGAUACAAAAGAUCAAACGUUGGGGCAUCUAAAAUUAAUUGUUCGACAGUCGUUCUUACUAGAAGGCACCAAACACAUAAAUCACACCUGCUGAGAAGUUACAUCGUCUUAUUCAAUGAGGGAAAAUCCCUUUACUAAAAAUUAUAAAUUAAAUAAUCUUUGGUUAAUUUUUGACAGUAUCUAAUAAGUGGAAGGCUGACUGUGACCGUUUCUCUGACGUAUUUUUCUUUUUCAUCUCUAAAGCGUGCAGACAUUGCCGGAGCUCUGACCAUCACUGAAGGCCGAGAAAAAGUGGUAGACUUCGCUGUUCCCUUCAUGUAUUUCACUGAAGAUAUGCUACUCAAGAAAACAUCAUUCAACAACGGGUCGAUUGAUUUUCUAAAGUUCUUAAAUCCUUUUCACAGCGACGUUUGGUUUGCUUCUCUGGCCACCCUGGUAGUGAUUUCCGUUUCAACUUUUGUGAUAAACUACUUGAGCCCAUACGGUUACAAAGGUGCAAAUGGCCGAGGGACCUCUGAGGAGUUUAGUUUCUUUAACAGCGUGUGGUUUGCAUUGGCUUGCAUGCUGCAGCAAGGGUCUGAGAACCAGCCACGAUGCCUGUCAGGUGCUUUGGAGAUGUUGUUUGUUCGCAUUCGAAACACAGUCGAUGUUCGGAAAAUAAAAUUUGCUUUUUAAUAAUGGUCCUAGCUAUUAAUUCACAAUAUCGAUAGGUCUUAUGCUACUCUAGAGUCAGUAAUAAUUGCAUAGUUUUAUGUUAAGUACCUUUUUCGUUUUUCGCUUUUAUAGGUCGCAUUCUUACCGGGUGUUAUUGGUUUUGCAUUCUUGUCUGGGUUUCAACAUACACUGCAAAUCUCGCUGCAUUUUUGACUGUGAAAAAUGCCGUGGCUCCCAUCAAUAACCUGGAAGACGUAAUAGCAUCAUCCUAUCAAGUCACCACACUAGAUUCAGGAAGUAUCUACGAGUUUUUCAAGACGAGCAAAUAUCAAACUCACCGACAGAUUUGGCACAGAAUUCAAGCUGGCAAAUCUUUUGUUCGAAACGUAAAUGAGGCUGUUCAGUUGAUUCGUGAAAAGGAUGACCGUGUGUUUAUUUAUGAUGGACCUGUUAUUCGACAUAUUGCCAACAAGCCACCCUGCGAUCUAACAACAGGUAAUUAGGUUUAAUCUAGAACACUGCAAUGUGAACGUGAGUAGAAGUGAAUUUUUUUUUUUUUUAAUAAAUAAAUAAAUAAAACGCGAUCGGAAGUGUUAAGGGGUUAGGACGGGACCAAGGUGGCUAGAUUUGUUUGUUUUUGAUUUGUUUCUGUUGUGCGAGUUUUGUUACGCUCUUUUAUGCACUUAUUGUCGGAGCCAAAGGGCCGGGAAACUAUUUUGAAAUAUGACAACCUCCCUUAUAUCUGUUUCAUACUCUUUCAUUAAUUUACAGUGUAGUGUUUUGGUUUCCUGGAAUGGAUUGUCGCGCGCGGUGCAGCCCGAGCGGCCAAUAGGCAGUUGGGGCAAUUUGGCAUUUCAGUAUUUGGGCACAUGGAACUUACUGCAAUGAUUUGCUUGAGUGGCCACCAAACAAUAGCUACCAUUGCGCAAUUCCUCACAAUGCCCAAAGCAACCUUCCUUGAAUCAACUAUUUAUCAGUAGACAAUGUUCUGCAAUUUUUAAAAUUGCACACGGAACCAUGCCUUGCCUGAACUGGAUCAAAGGAAUGAUCAAAAUUUUCAAAAAAUUUAACAUUUCUUUUUUUUUUUUAAGUUAAUACAGUCAAAUCUCUCUAAGACGGACACCUUUGGGACCGGCACUAAGUCUCCGUCCUAGAGAGGUGUCCGUCUUAUGGAGAGUCAAAUAAAGGGGGUAAAGAAAGGCAGGGACCAACUCUAAGAGUCCGUUUUAAAGAGGUGUCCGUCUUAUAGAGGUGUCCGCUAAGAGAGAGUCGACUGUAUUCUGCCUUUUUAUGGGAAAAAAGUGCAAAACAUGCUAAACUGAUGAAUGAAAAACUCUCUCAGUGCCAGGUUUAACCAACGUGAGAGGAGUUGGUCUCGCUUUUCAAGCGAAUGAUCCUUAUGUCACAGAUUUUACACUGGCCAUUUUGCGUUUCCAAGAGAACGGUUUCCUAGCAAACCUGGAACGUAAAUGGUGGGAAUCUUCCUCUGGAUGCCCUAAAGAACAAGACACAGGUAAAAUAAUUUAGUGUGCUUAAUCCUCACAGGGAUUUGACGUGGCUAAACACUUCUCUAAAAUUGCGUUAUCCUUUAAUAUGUACGAUAUUAGAAUUAAUCGUUGACUUUUUUUCCAAUUAACGAUCCACAACCUAUCAAACUGGAAACCAUAUUCAAGAGCAGCUUUAGAUGCGGUUUCCAAAUUUGCAUGUUUAAGAAAUAAAGGCCCGCCAAAGCAUAGUGAAUGGCCUGACGACUAUUAGAGGGAGAUAUAGCCAUGCUAUUAAGAAAACCCGGUAUGAAAGUUGGAAUUAUCCAUUUUCACACUGCCCCUGGCAAUAAUACACCCUGACGCCCACCCUGACCAUAAUCACCAUGUUUCUGCUGCUGGAUUUUUCCUGGUGUACCUACAUCGUGAUUGAACGCUUCAUUCGCAAAUGUAGCGUCCCAACUGUACAAUGGAACCACGAUAUAAGGAGCCUCUCUAUAACGAAGUUCAUAGUAUAAUGAACAUUUUUCUUUACCCCGGUAACAGUAAGUAAAAUAUAUGAAAAAGGCCCCCGAUAUAACGAAACCUCGUUAAAGUAGCGAACAAAUUUACCAGUUCCUUGGCCAUUCGUUAUAACGGGUUUCCACUGUAUUUUUGAUGUUCACGAAUUUUUUUUUUGCAUGUAUUCGUUGAAGUGUUGUCAGGAAAACGAAUCAACUUAACAAGUAUGGCGGGAGUAUAUGUUGUCUUGGGCGUUGGACUGGUUGUGGCAUACUUAGUGCUGAUUGCAGAAAUUAUCUGGAAACGAAAAUAG